AUGGCUGCUUUACACACCAUUUCUCCUCACAGUCUCUUUCCUCUUUCUAAACCUAAAAAACCCAUUUCAAAAAACCCGCAGAACCCUCAGUUUCUCAGCCCAAAAUUGCCAAAGAGCCAAGCUUUCUCCAGAAACAAACAGAGCUGGCACUUGAAUUCUGUUGUCCAAGGAGAGCUUGAUGUCAUUCCAGUACAAAGUGGUGAUACUGUAGACCAUCAAGAAGGGAUGUUAGCGAGUCAAUUAGAGAGAGAAGGGACCGAGUUGGCUACUCAGGUGAGUGGGUUUGGGGGGAGUGAAGGGCAGUUAUCUUUUGAAGGAUUUUCUUCAGUUUCAAGUUCUGGUCUUGAUGGAGAGAGUAGAGAGAGGGAAUCGGAGUCCGAGAGGUUAAUUGAUCGGACCAUCAAUGCAAUGAUUGUUCUUGCUGCUGGUACUUAUGCAAUUACCAAGUUGCUCACAAUUGACCAUAAUUAUUGGCAUGGGUGGACCCUCUUUGAGAUACUAAGAUAUGCACCUCAACACAGCUGGUCUGCUUAUGAGGAAGCUUUAAAGACAAACCCCGUUUUAGCGAAAAUGAUGAUUAGUGGUGUAGUCUACUCUGUUGGGGAUUGGAUUGCACAGUGCUAUGAAGGUGAGCCACUCUUUGAGUUCGACCGCACAAGAAUGUUUAGAUCAGGCCUUGUUGGCUUUACGUUACAUGGCUCCCUUUCACAUUACUAUUACCAGUUUUGUGAGGAGCUUUUUCCAUUCGAAGAUUGGUGGGUGGUUCCUGCCAAAGUGGUCUUUGACCAAACUUUGUGGGCAGCAGUUUGGAACAGCAUUUAUUUCACGGUCUUGGGAUUCUUGCGUCUAGAAUCACCCAGCAGCAUUUUCAGUGAACUGACGGCUACAUUCUGGCCUAUGCUUACAGCAGGAUGGAAGCUUUGGCCAUUUGCUCAUCUUAUUACAUAUGGUGUGAUCCCUGUAGAACAAAGACUCCUUUGGGUGGACUGUAUAGAACUCAUCUGGGUGACCAUACUGUCCACUUAUUCAAACGAGAAAUCAGAAGCAAGAAUAUCAGAGGCAGCAGUAGACGUUUCUUCCAGUUCUCUGUCCAGUUCCCCUGAGGAGUAG
Messenger RNA from Dovyalis caffra, 1110 nucleotides. The record is from the annotation of a GenBank genome assembly. NCBI's taxonomy places the organism in Eukaryota, Viridiplantae, Streptophyta, Magnoliopsida, Malpighiales, Salicaceae.